This is a messenger RNA of Blepharisma stoltei, 1047 nucleotides long. Lineage: Eukaryota; Ciliophora; Heterotrichea; Heterotrichida; Blepharismidae. The record is from the annotation of a GenBank genome assembly.
AUGAUACCCUCAUUGCUUCUAUUCUCCCUAAUCCCCUUUACCUCUGCCAAUUACCCUUCCCCACACUCAAUUUCUUCACAAAACACUUGCCUAUCCUACCAAUGUGCAACCACAAGCAAUAUAGCAAUCCCUACUGGCUCCUGCGGGCGUCAAGUCAACAAUACAGUCUACCUUCAGCCUUGCUCCUCCUCCGCUCCAUAUUGCCAAACCAGCAAUCUAACUUGUAUUGCAGCCCCUGUCAAUAACACAGAUUUACCUUACCCAGGCGAACCUUGCAUUUCAAGCUGUAAAUUCGGGACCUGUAAAAAUAACUAUUGCUUUGGGGCUGCCUUAUUAGAAUCCUGCACAUCCCAUGAGCAAUGCAAUCCAGGCCUGCGAUGUGGCCCUAACAACCAAUGUGUAGCCCAAAUAAAUAUUGGAGACAUGGGAUGUCGCGAUUUCCAUGACUGUGUCAAUUGGGCUACUUGCAACUGGACCUAUGGUACCUCUAACGGGGUUUGCAACCAAUACGCAACAAUUUCUAAUGGAGAUAUUGUGACUGACUGCACCAAUGGGUUUUCUUAUUUAUGCCAGUCAGGAUUUUGUAAAAAAUCAGCAAAUGAUUUUUAUGGGUCUCUUGGAGUUUGUUCAGAAGCCCCAGUAAGCACAGCCCAGAUGCCGACUAAAUGCAGCUCAGAUAUGGAUUGUGAAGGGAGUGAUGGGGACAAUAUUUAUUUAUCAAGCUGCACCUGUGGAUAUAAUAGCCAAGGUGCGUUUUAUUGUCAGCCUUUUAUAGGGGAUGCUGCUGGACUUAGCUAUAUAAGCACUUGGGUAAAAAGUUUGCAAAGGACUAAUAAAUGUAAUACGGUCAGAAGAAGUGCAUCAGGGUGCUUGCAAUUUGUGAAUAAAUUGGAUGAUACGACUCGUGCUACUUGGGAGUAUCUUUAUUAUCCCCAAUUACAGAAUAAUGAUCAAUGCGUGCAGGCUACUUACAAUUAUCCUUAUUAUUAUGACUCUGCAAACUUUUUGUGUGUUUUUGUAAGCGUGGCUAUUUCAUUCUUAAUAUAA